AGAGAGGCGUUAUGCGAUUGCUCUACGCUACAGAAACGGGUACUGCUGCUGAGUUGUCACAGUUGGUUGCCGAACACUUUGCAAAAUAUAUAUCCCACCUGAAAGUACUAGAACUUUGUGACUAUGAUCAGACCCAACUUCCACUGGAAGACAUCGUUCUAUUCAUUAUUUCUACUACAGGAGAUGGAGAAGUGUAUUCAGAUAUGAGAAAUUUUUGGAGAUUCCUAUUGCUUAAAAACUUACCUGCCCAUUCACUUUCUCAAGUCCAAUAUGCAGUUUUUGGUUUGGGUGAUUCUUCCUAUUUAAGAUUCAACGCUGCUGCAAGAAAAUUGGACAAAAGACUUCAACACUUGGGAGCAAGACCUUUGUUGCCUAUCAAGUUGGGAGAUGAACAAGAACGAAAUGGUUUGGAAGGAGCUUUACAGGAUUGGCUCGUUCAGUUGACAGACAAAUUGCAACUCGAAGAGGUUCGCAUGAAUCCUUCAACGGAUGGUGUUUUUUACUAUUAUAGGGUUAAAGAAUCUUUACAGUCUGUUAAAAGCACAUCGAUAGAUAAAUGGAAUGCAGGUGAAUGUUGUUCUAGUCAACAGUUCUUUUGGGAGGCAAAGGUUAUAUCCAAUCAGUUGUUAGUUGAAGAGGAUUGCGAACAUGAAGUUCGUCAAAUAUCCUUGAAUAUAGAAAACUCAUCCAUCACUUAUAAACCUGGAGAUGUGGUUUAUAUUUAUCCCAAGAAUUCUGUAGCAGAAGUAGGAAAACUGAUCAAAAUGAUGGGAUACAAUCCUAAACAAGUACUCGAGGUUGAAAGACUAAAUGAUAUUGCGCCGGUAUUGAAUUUGAGUUGUCCUUGUACUUUGGAGUCAUUGGUUGCCUCCCAGUUUGAUUUAUAUGCCUUGCCUAGAAGAACUUUUUUUAGAAAACUUGCCAAGUUCGCAAAAGAUUCGGAAGAACGGGAUAGGUUGCUAUAUUUCUCUACUAGUGAAGGUGCAGAUGAUUUUCGUCAUUGUCGUCCUUGUAUCGAAGACUUGAUCCAGUUUUUGCCUCCUUUAAGACCUCGUCCCUUUUCCAUUGCAUCAUCUCCCACUUAUCAUUCUGGUACACUUCAAGUUUGUGUAUCCAUUGUAAAGUAUCAAGAUUGUUUUGGUUUUUGGCGUCAAGGAGUAUGUAGUUCAUUCUUAAAGAGAAGCAAAUGUGGUGACGUGAUUCCUGUGUUUGUAAAGAGAGGCAGUUUAAAGUUCCCACAAGUGACUGAUAAGAAACCUUGUAUUAUGAUUGGACCUGGUACUGGUGUUGCACCUUUUCGUUCCUAUUUAUGGGAGUGUUUUGCUCAUCAUCGAUAUAUUGUAACCCAAGAUUCUUGUCGAAUUCUAUUCUUUGGUUUUGCACACUGCAUUUUCUAGAGAUGGCGCCAAGAAAGUAUACGUUCAACAU
Messenger RNA from Galdieria sulphuraria, 1428 nucleotides. Its product is annotated as flavodoxin family protein. NCBI's taxonomy places the organism in Eukaryota, Rhodophyta, Bangiophyceae, Galdieriales, Galdieriaceae. Bases 12 to 1397 code for a protein of 461 amino acids. Gene Ontology annotation, molecular function: oxidoreductase activity; flavin adenine dinucleotide binding; FMN binding. Gene Ontology annotation, cellular component: cytosol. The transcript has 4 exons. The record is from RefSeq and is a predicted model, not a curated record.